AUGAAAAAUGGAACUAUUCCAUCUUGUAAAAAAAUCAUUGUUGAUGGCAAAGAUGCAGUUGGUGUCUGUCUUCUGGGUGACCCUGCCUAUCCCCUGUUACCCUACCUGAUGAAGGAAUACCCUGCAGGAGGCAGCAGCAUUGAGGAAAAAUACUUCUCUAAUCGUCUUUCCUCUGCAAGAAUGCCAAUAGAGUGUGCGUUUGGACGUCUAAAGAGUAGAUUCUCUGCACUGAGACGUGAAAUGGAUAUUUGUAUUCAAGAGUUGCCAAAUGUCAUAUAUGCCUGUUUCAUCCUUCACAACUUUUGUGAACUUGAACAAGAAAAAAUGCAUGAUGAUGUUGUACAAAACACCAUAAUACAUGAUGGCCAGUUACAGCCAGCAACCUUGAAAAAUUGUGGUUCUGGGGAAGCAGAGGGCAAAAGAGCAAGGGACAUUUUCAAACUCUAUUUUAAUAAUCACUAG
This is a messenger RNA of Rhopilema esculentum, 462 nucleotides long. Lineage: Eukaryota; Metazoa; Cnidaria; Scyphozoa; Rhizostomeae; Rhizostomatidae. The record is from RefSeq and is a predicted model, not a curated record.